GGCCCCGCCCCAGGCCCCUGCGCUCUCAGCCGGCGGCUGCGCGGGCCCCGCCCCAAGCCGGGCCAACCAUGGUGAACCUGGGCCUGUCCCGAGUAGACGACGCUGUGGCCGCCAAGCACCCGGGACUCGGGGAGUAUGCCGCGUGCCAGUCGAGCGCCUUCGUGAAGGGCGUCUGCACCUUCGUCACAGGCACCGGUGCGACCCUCGGCCUGCAGAUGUUCCUCCAGAGGCGGUGUCCGUACCCUUUCCAGUGGAGCCUGCUGGUGGCCGUGGUCGCAGGCUCCGUGGCCAGCUACGGGGUGACAAGGGUGGAGUCGCGGAAAUGCAGCGACCUCUGGCUCUUCCUCGAGACAGGGAAGCUCCCCAAAGACGUGAGCACAGAUCAACGCAGCUAGGAGAGCUCCGGCCGUGCACGGGGGACCUGGGCAGGGGGCAUCCUGGAACAUGGCCCUCAGUGCCCCCCAACCCCAGGCUGGCCCUCCCCAUACCCUGGGGUGCCCCAGCCGUGUCCUCUGCACGUGUGCAUGGCCAGGCCGGACAAACCUGUGUGCACUGUCCCUGCCCCAGCCUGGCACCUGCCCCGGAGUGGGGAUCAGAAGAGUUCUGCCCAGGUGGCGUAACAGCGCUGCUCUGGGGCAGCAGGAACCAGGGUGGGCACCGUGAGCACACGCCUGUCUGGGGCGCGGGUGGAAGGACUUGCUCGCCCUCUCUGGUGCUGUAGCGCCCCCAUCCUGGCCCUGCACCCUCACGAGCCCAGGGUAACAAUUGGUGCUGGGAUAGGAGGGCUAAUAAAUGACUUGUCCCUUUCCCCCA
This is a messenger RNA of Microcebus murinus (gray mouse lemur), 813 nucleotides long. RefSeq names its product transmembrane protein 141 (gene TMEM141). Lineage: Eukaryota; Metazoa; Chordata; Mammalia; Primates; Cheirogaleidae. The record is from RefSeq and is a predicted model, not a curated record.